GGCCCACCUCGUGACUCGUCACCCAAUAUGGGCCCAACAUCUUUCAGAUCUGUCUCUAACCACAGUUCCCCAAACUCCAGAUCCUUUCUAUCUUUACUUCUUAUUUCGAGCUAACAACUUUGAGAGUCAGGCCAAUCCUGCAUUUAUUCUGUCUACUGGUGUCUUCUUGCACACCCAGACUCUGCUGCAGCAUGUCUACAUUCCUCCCCUAAACUACUAGUGAAUCUGCCUGAUACUUGGCUUCGUGUUUGCUGUGGUGUGUCUCUCCAGGCCAGGAAUGGAAAGAACUUGAUGUGAGCAUAUCAAACCUUUUACUCCAGAGAAAGCCAAGGAAGUCAUGAUGUCUUUGCAACAACCUGCCGUCUUCUGUAACAUGGUUUUGGAUUGGCCAUCACGACACUGGACUGCUGAACACCUUUCUGAUGUCCUUCGUGACAAGCAGAUAUGCUUCAGGAUGGGGCUGCAAAGCACAGACUCAGUUCCUCAGUUUGAAACUUCAUGUAGCUACGUAGAUGCCACCCUUGAAGAGUUUCUAACCUGGAACUGUGACCAGGCUAGUAAUUCUGGACCAUUUAAGGACUAUGAUCAUUCCAAAUUCUGGGCCUAUGCUGACUAUAAGUAUUUUGUCAAUCUAUUUGAAGACAAGACAGAUGUUUUCCAGGAGGUGAUAUGGUCCGACUUUGGGUUUCCUGGAAGAAAUGGACAGGAAAGUACCUUGUGGAUCGGCUCACUGGGAGCCCACACACCCUGCCAUCUCGACUCCUAUGGUUGCAAUUUAGUAUUCCAGGUACAAGGAAGGAAAAGAUGGCAUCUCUUCCCUCCUGAAGAUACUCCUUUCCUUUAUCCAACAAGAAUCCCUUACGAAGAAUCCAGUGUGUUCAGCAAGGUCAAUGUCGUCAACCCGGAUUUAAACCGUUUUCCUCAGUUCCAGAAAGCCCAAAGACAUGUGGUUACGCUGAGCCCAGGACAGGUUCUGUUUGUUCCUAGACACUGGUGGCAUUAUGUGGAAUCCAUUGAUCCUGUCACUGUCAGUAUAAACUCAUGGAUUGAGCUGGAGGAUGACCAUCUCGCUCGGGUGGAGGAAGCCAUCACCCGCAUGCUGGUGUGCGCCUUGAAAACUGCAGAGAACCCGCACAAUCCCAGGGCUUGGCUAAACCCCACUGAGGCUGAGGAAAUAUCCCACGAAGUCAAUUGUCACUACCUCAAUGGAGCUGUGUGUGCCUUCUUGGAGCAUUACAGGACAUCUAAGGCCACAGAAGUCCAAGCACUCAGAGCCAACAGGGAGCACAGGAAAAAGCACAGCCACACAGAGAGAGACCAGACACGUAGCCUGAAUGAGAACAAGCACAGAGCAGCAGAACCAAAGGCAGCAGACCCUCUUGGGCCUGAUCUGGUCCUUGUCACAGUGAUGUCUGAGGAACCAUCUUCAGAAAGGGAAGGCAUGUUUGAAGGUGGUGUACUGUACUGCUCUGCCAGAGACACCUCACCUUGCGCACAGGCUCAGUCCAGCUCUGUGUGGUGCAAGCUGCUAAGAGCAUGCUGCACCCCCAGAGCUCCAGCACACAGACAUCCCGCAUGCAAGUCAUCGGUCACGAAAAAUCAUCACUAUCAUCUUCAACCUGUUACUGAAUGGCUACUGAGAACUAGAAAUCACUUAUCCAUCCAAAACUCUUACAGUACCUUGUGUAUCUGCAGACUUGGUACUUGCCAAAUGAAAGGAUACUUCAAAAAAGCGUGUGAUAAAACUGAGUGAAGAGAUGCAGGUGGAUGGUCUCUCUCUGUGGCUUCAUCUUCAACAUCAUCUUGCCUUUUUGUUCAAAUGAAUUAUCCAUUUGCAUACUGCUGGUUCCUUCAUGGCAUCGCCCCUGCAAAAUAUCCAGUAUUCUUCCACCCAAGCUUUACCAUAAAUUUGAAGUUUGUUUUUGCUUCAAUUUCAACUCUUCAAAACAGUGUCUUACUCUU
Molecule: messenger RNA, 1962 nt
Organism: Ochotona curzoniae (black-lipped pika)
Lineage: Eukaryota; Metazoa; Chordata; Mammalia; Lagomorpha; Ochotonidae
Gene: HSPBAP1
Product: HSPB1 associated protein 1
Exons: 12
Coding region: 338-1753 (471 amino acids)
Molecular function (GO): 2-oxoglutarate-dependent dioxygenase activity
Source: RefSeq, a predicted model, not a curated record